Messenger RNA from Bactrocera tryoni, 4161 nucleotides. RefSeq lists its product as uncharacterized. The record is from RefSeq and is a predicted model, not a curated record. The transcript has 4 exons. NCBI's taxonomy places the organism in Eukaryota, Metazoa, Arthropoda, Insecta, Diptera, Tephritidae. Bases 704 to 1258 code for a protein of 184 amino acids.
UUCAGCCGACAAGAAGCACUUAAAAUCGGGUUCUCAGCUAAGUUAAGCCAAAGCAAAAGCUUAAAAAAAUAUUUGAAAUUCAACAGAUUUUUGAAGUCAAAGUUAAUGAAGAGUGUCUCGAAAUAAAGUGUAAAGCCAAACAUAUUUUUGAUUAUAAUUAACAGUGUUGAGUGCAGCUUGCAAAUAUUGCGUAACUCGAGCUCGAUGCUGGACUUGAGCGCCAAUUGAACUUGAAAAUAGAAAAAGUUUUUGUGUUUUAAAGAAAAAAUUUCAAGUAUUAAAACUCUCAAAUUAAUGAAAACAUUUACAAAACAGUUUAAUCUCUACAAAAAUAAUUAAACAAUAAUAAAAAUAAUUAUUUAACUGCGUUUCGCAAACCAACGCACAGGCGAAACUCAACUCACGCUCACACCCGAUAAGCGCUACUCCGCUGACGCCAAUUUUUCGCGCCCACCAAAGGCUCCACGACAACACAACGGAAGUGGUCGCUCAUUAAGUGCGGCGUAACUAAAGAAACAGUAACAGAAAUUUGUGUUAUUUGCAUAAAACUAAGCGAAUUUCUUCAUACGUCUGUGUGCGAUUACCUAAUACAAGCCGAAAAAGAGCACAAACACUCUUUGCAUUGAACUAAUUAAAGCAGUAAAACUAGUGACGAUUUUUAGUUGAAGUUUGAAUUUCAACAAAAAAAAAAAAACUAUCCGAAAUGCAGCCUCUAAAACGGUUCACACAAUGUGGCAGUCUAACCAUGCUUUUUGGCGUCUUCAUUAUACUCUUCGGUGUCAGUUCGACCGCUUUGACAACUUUUGGCAAGACGAAUAAUGACAAGCCAACGCCAACACCAAUAAUAAAGGGCAAGGAAUGUAACAACCAUGAUGACUGCAUAACGAUAGAUAAAACCAGCUGCGUCAAGGACCCCAACGACUACAAGCAUCGUUGCCUGUGCGGUGAUGAUUCGGCGCCGGUUAAUGGACAUUGCCAGGAUGUGCUAAAAGGUCUACGUCACAAAUGCACCAGUAGCCAUGAAUGUGAGGACGGUUUGGUUUGUCAAUUCGAGAGUCUUAAUCGUACAAUUGGUGUAUCGAAAUUCAUUUCUAAGACUAAAUUAUGCCUCUGUGACAAUGAGAGUGGAUUCUUCGAAGAUGUUUUGCGUGACAUUUGCAGCGGCGCUUCGCUACAAACAAUUGCAAAUAUUUUAUGCUCGCUGGUCUCCACAGUGGCGCCGUUCAUUGUCUACGCACGCAUGAAGCCGCAUUUCUAAACGGUCAAUCAACAGCAUAUGAGCUAAACAUGUUUUAUCACAGUUUUUUCUAAGUUUAAUUUCUCUACCAAUUGUGAUGUUAAAUAUUUUGAAUAUUUUGUUGAAGCACAUAAACAUAUUUACCUAUGUUUUGAGGCAAAACUUGCAAUAAAAAUCUACACAUUAGAAAGUAUAUGGUCAAUUAGCUUAGUAAAAUAUAGUAAGUGUGAUUGUUUGCAUAAAUAUAUGGCAGCACUGCACAUUGAAGUGAGUUAUAUGCAUACAUGUGAAUUUAGUGAGCGUUCAAGAUGUUUUGAUUACUACAUUUUUUAAUUAUUAUAGCAAAAUCUAUGAAGAACUUAUUCAACUUAAAGAAACAAACCUCAACUCAAACCAACUGGCAUAUUUAUAUAUAAUUAUAAGUAUCACUGGUUUUAUAUAAAUAUCGAUUUUACUGUGUGUCACCAACUAUCGUGCCUCUUACAUGGAAUAUAGUUUAAGUUUAUUUACCUGUAUACACCUAAAUGCUCUACUAUAUACAUACAUACCUAACAGUUAUAGUAUAUAAGUGUAAUAAAUAACGAAAUAUUGUAAAAUAUACUCGUAUAUGUCUAUCAUUGAUGUCUUAUAGUCAUAGUUCAUCGUUCAUAACAUUACUACCACCGCCAAGUUUAUCUGCCUUAACACUAAGGUUCCCUUAAAUUCAACUUUAUAUACAACAUUAGAAGGAAUAAUACAGAAAAUAAAAGAAUGAAAACUACGCAAUGCACACACUUGGAUUUUACAUAACUAUAUAGUACACUGAUCAUCUGAAAUUGGUCUUACUCUCAAGCAAAACUACCCUUUGCAGCACUCAACGCACCAGCAACAUACCUGAGAACACUUAAGCACGUGCUAGUUGUAAUUCUACACCGUAGUUUGUUAAACAAUAAUAAAAAAAUUAAUAUAAAGGUUUACUUGCAUUAAAACACGCGUUCGUUUUACACGAUUUCAGUGCUGGCGAGAGCGUUAACUCGACUUUGGAGAAUUUUGAGGAGAUAAUCCAAGCCAAGCUAAGCGGCUAUGCCUUGCCAACUGAAUUAACAAACUGUUUUGUUUUGCCAUUUGUACCUUAGAUAAAAGAAAGCAUUAUUCCUAGACUUAAGCGCAUUAUUAGACACCCUUUAAAAUAAGUAUUUAUAUAUCAUAUUUAGGACAUAAGUAUAUAACCAGGCUUUGUAAAAAUGUGUUUAAGUUUAGAUACCAGAAAGUUAUAUAUUUAAUUGAAAUAUUAUUAUUAUAAAAUAGACAUGAUGGUCGCCAAAGCACCAAAUUGUGCUUAUACAGAGUGUUGUUUCACUGAAAUGCCAUGAAACAACUUAAAUUCGGCAGCCAGCAGUCGUUGUUGUUAGUCUUAGCCGGAUACAGUUUUAGCUAGUUCUAGCUACGUAGACUUUUCCGUUUAAUUUUUUAACACCAAUAUUAUUGCAAAGUGGUUGCUUACUGACGGGUUAGGCAAAGCUAAAUUAUGAGAAAUAAGAACUGAUCAGUUCGGUUCUUUUAUAACACCUUUCAUUCGACUAACUAAUUAACCUUUUGCCACAUUUACCUAUAAUUAUUCCAACUUUAUUGAAUAUAACAGUUAUAGUUACAAACAUUUCAUUCCUUUCAAUCAAUAAUCAUCGAUCAAUCUAUAAAAUGUCAUAGAGUAGCCAGUUCCAGAUGUGGCAACCCUCAUCACCCUUUACAUAAGUGGUUUUGGAUCGGUGGUGAUUGCCCUUUAAGCUAUAAUACAGAUACAAACUUGAUUUAGUAUGAAUGGCAUCUACGAUUGGACAGCUCUUUAAUAACACUCUAAAUCUUCUGUGCGGUGUUUGAAUAUUCAUUCUUCCUAAGUAGUAGUACUUCCUAAGCCACUUGUCUCAGGACAGCUAGGGUUACUAAACGUUAAGAAGGUGUUGUAAUACAGAGGCACGCAUUUCACGCGUUUUUUGAUCCUUUAUCUUUUGUUAUAUAAUACGAAUUUCAUUAUCUUUUGGAAGAAAGAAAAAAGAUUUUCGUAAAAAGGGGGUUCCUAUAAAGAUCGAGUCUUUUAACUUUAUCGAUUUUUUUAAUAUUACAAAUUAGAUAUUUAAAAGUUUUGUUAGUUACUAUGUACGAAGGAGAGAUUUUUAAAGAGUAUAUGUACACUUUUAAUUUCAAGUAAACUGUUAAAUGUUAAUAACUUGAGCCAUGGUAACUUACGCUUGAAAACAGUUUAAGAAAACCGCGACACUAAAACGACUAUAAUUAAAAAUGAUAAAAAACAACGAUCUUUCAAAUUUUUAGAUUAGAAUAUUCUCAUAAUAUGGUGCAAAGCAGUUACCUAAGAAUAUGUUGGCGAAAUAAAUUGAACCAGGCUAUCAGCCUAAAAUCAUAUUGAAAUGAGCCGAACCCCUUUGGUAAAAUCGAAAUACCUCUUUUAAAGGAAUAUUUGUUCUGAAGCUACUAAGGGUUGCUUGCAGCAUCAAAUAAAAUUAUGAGAAAGGGAGUGAGUGGUUUCCAUUGUGUAAUGGUAAAAGUCAAUGCACAGUUUUUGAUCAGUAAAGUUUUGGGUAUAAAAGGAUCUCAGCGGAUUCCAAGUUCAAAAUGGAGGGUGCUGUAUAAAAAGAAUAUGUUAACAUAACAUCUUAUGUUUUUCAGUUACUCCUUUAAAAUAGUUUCUAUAUGCUAAAAUUCGUGGCAAAAAGUGCAGAAAUUAUUUGUUAACCCUUUUUAAAUGCUCUGGUUAUAUACGAUCACAUUUCAUAUAUGUAAACAUUUAUAGACAUUAACACAAAAAUAUUGAAAAUGAAAAUCUCAAUCAAAUAAUCGUAUUGUAGUUUAUGUUCAUCCGUGAUUUUAAUGUAUGUAUGUAUGUGAAAAUUUUUUCGUACCUUGUUUUCAAUAAAAGUCCAAAACGCUAA